Molecule: messenger RNA, 4663 nt
Organism: Cavia porcellus (domestic guinea pig)
Lineage: Eukaryota; Metazoa; Chordata; Mammalia; Rodentia; Caviidae
Gene: Znf180
Product: zinc finger protein 180
Exons: 5
Coding region: 550-2526 (658 amino acids)
Biological process (GO): regulation of transcription by RNA polymerase II; embryo development; urogenital system development
Cellular component (GO): nucleus
Molecular function (GO): RNA polymerase II transcription regulatory region sequence-specific DNA binding; DNA-binding transcription factor activity, RNA polymerase II-specific
Source: RefSeq, a predicted model, not a curated record
AGUGGAUGUGCAGUGUGCGCAUGCGCAGGAUGUUAAUCGGCACCUAGAAGCUGUAGGUGUAUGGGUGGGCGUUCCGGCGCCUUAUCUCUGGAUGUGUUCAGCCUCGCAUUUGGAGGCUGGUGAAGGUUCGGAGGCAAUUGCUACUGUGCCUGGCGCGCAUGCGCAGAUACAUGGGCAAGUGGUUCGCUGGUCUGGCAUCUGAGGAUGACUAUCUUGCUGGAAGACAGUCGGUGCACGGAUAUAGGGGAGGACCUGGGACGCACCCUUCUUCAGUGCUUUAUCUAUAUAGUGAAGGGCUCGAGGAUGCUCAGGCUUUGAAGUGCUCAAUUGCAGAUUUCUGUUCUGGAAGGAGGGCUUGUGUCACUCUCAUAAUCCUUUUUUUUUUUUUUUUUUUUUUGUGGGGAAGUGUACUGGGAAUCGAACUCAGGACCUUGGGCUUGCCAGGCAGGCGCUGUGCCACUGAGCUAUAUCUCCAGCACGCACUGUACUCAUAAGCAGUGAUUUGGGUUGAAAACACCAGCUCAGCACCUGCCAAGCCUGGAGGGGAGCAUGGAGAUACCGGAUGAGAAGCCCCCAGGGCCCUUGAAGGCCCACGAGCAGGACUCUUUCCUUCCUCAAGAGAUUAUCAUCAAGGUGGAGGGAGAAGAUGCUGGGUCACUAGCCACCCCAUCGCAGGAAGGAAUAAACUUCAAAAUUGUGACUGUGGACUUCACUCAUGAGGAUCAGGAGACUUGGACCCCAGACAGAGGUGUGACCCCGCCAGAGAACCACAGGGAACUGGUCUCUUGGGACCUGGCAACAGCAUUUGGAAGAAGAGAAUCAACCCAAAAGGAGAGCAAUUUUGAUGAAGAACUCUCUCAGGCAGUAAAGAUAGAAAAGUUAACACGAGAUGAUCCUUGGCUGUCUUCAUGUGAAGAAGUUCAGGACUGUAAAGACCAGUUGGAAAAGCAAGGGAGACUUUCGCAGGAAACAGUGCUCACUCAAAGGAAAGCAGUUAUUCAUGAGAGAGUCUGCAAAAGUGAUGACCUGGGGAAGAGUGUUGUUUGUUCCAGUCUUCUCUCGCUUCCCAUGAUACCCAUUAAAAACCAUUUUCAUAAACAUAUGUCAGAUGUUAAGAAGUUGCAUCCUACUUCUCUUGUAAACAGUCUUCAGAAGUUUAGUGAUGGUAACAAAGUAUGUGACGAUAAUGAACGCGGAAAACUCCCUCAGGGCAUACAUCUGUUUCAGUUUACAAGAACUAAAAAAAAAGAUAAAUCUUAUGAAUUUAGUGAUAGUAUUAAGCCUUUUAGCCAUGCCGUACCCAUACAUACAAAUGAGAAAAUUUAUUCAGACAGUAAAACUUUUGACUUUAAGGAACGUGGGCAAGUUUUGAACCAUGACAUACCCCCUGAUGAACAACAGAGAAUUCCUCUUGAAGAGAGUCAGUAUAAAUAUAGUAAAAUAUCUCAGAAUUCGUCCAUUGCUCAAAACAUAAGAAAUCAAUCCGAGGAGAAACCUUUUGAAUGUAAUCAGUGUGGGAAGUUCUUUAGCUGGAGCUCACAUCUUGUUGCACAUCAGAGAACACAUACAGGGGAAAAACCUUAUGAAUGUAAUGAAUGUGGAAAAUCCUUCAGUCGGAGCUCACACCUUGUUUCCCAUCAGAGAACUCAUACGGGAGAGAAACCAUACAGAUGUAAUCAAUGUGGGAAAUCAUUUAGCCAGAGCUAUGUCCUUGUUGUGCACCAGAGAACGCACACUGGAGAGAAGCCUUAUGAAUGCAACCAGUGUGGAAAGUCAUUCAGGCAGAGCUACAAGCUUAUUGCACAUCAAAGAACUCAUACUGGUGAGAAACCCUAUGAGUGCAAUCAAUGUGGGAAAUCGUUUAUCCAGAGUUACAAACUUAUUGCACAUCAAAGAAUUCAUACUGGAGAAAAACCUUAUGAAUGUAAUCAAUGUGGGAAAUCUUUUAGUCAAAGUUAUAAACUUGUUGCUCAUCAGAGAACACACACUGGGGAAAAGCCCUUUGAAUGUAAUCAAUGUGGAAAAUCUUUCAGCUGGAGCUCUCAGCUGGUAGCACAUCAAAGAACUCACACUGGAGAGAAACCAUAUGAGUGUAAUGAGUGUGGGAAAUCUUUCAACCGCAGCUCUCACCUUGUUAUGCAUCAGAGAACUCAUACUGGAGAAAAACCCUAUGAAUGUGAUCAGUGUGGGAAAUCCUUCAGCCAGAGUUAUGUUCUUGUUGUGCAUCAGAGAACUCAUACUGGAGAGAAGCCCUAUGAAUGCAGUCAAUGUGGGAAAUCCUUUAGGCAGAGUUCGUGCCUCACUCAACACCAGAGAACGCACACUGGAGAGAAACCAUAUGAAUGUAAUCAGUGUGGAAAGACAUUCAGCUUGAGUGCUCGACUGAUAGUACAUCAAAGAACUCACACUGGAGAGAAGCCCUUUACAUGUACUCAGUGUGGGAAAGCUUUCAUUAAUAGCUCUAAGCUUCUCAGGCAUCAGGCAACUCACAAUGAAGAGAAACCACAUGAAAUAGCUAGUGUAUAAAUCCUCAACGCAGGAUUGCUUUUACUUUUAAUCUUUUUAGACAUUCAUUUGAAUGGAGUGUGUGUUGUGUGACAUUUAGGUAAUGUAUGUUGACAAACUUUUGGUAAUCUGUUUGUUACUAUGUAUCUAGAAAUUUAUAAGAAAAGGGAAAAAUCUAUAAACUGCACAUAUUUAACUUAGUAGUUAUACAUGCCAGAUCCAAUUUGGCCUUACAAGCAUUCCUGAAAAAGUAAUAAAUAUAGGCAGUUUUCCUUGAAGAAAGCACUCAGUCUUGAGUUGGAGAGAAAACCAGGGAGGUGUAGAUCUUUUCCCAAAAAGCACACAAAAGGUGACACUGCUGGGUUUGCUGGGGAGAAGAUUGAAAGAUUUUUGUGGUAUUUAGAAUUUAGACUGGAAAACAGUGCUACCUUGUAUCAUUCUACCACAUGGUUUCCCCAUUAUUUAGUUUAUAGUUUGCUUUUUAAAAUAGCACUUUUCUGUUACUAUAAAUUGUGAUUGUGUGAGAGAAAAAAGGAAAAUGGUUACGAUACAAGAUGAAAAAUGUAGGGGAAAAUAUAGAAAUAUUUUAUAGAACUACUAUAUUUGUGUAUGGGUGAAAUUUGAAAGAGAUUAUGGGUGUAUCUAUUUGAUAUUUUUAUUUAUGUGAAGUGUUUUCAGAAAUGUAUGCGGUAUUGCUAUAAUAAAUGAUAUAAUGAGUAAAAGUUAAAUCCAAAAGGAAACUGUUUUCCAUCUUGUUUAACUCGAGCAACCAGAUUGCAAAGGUCACCCAGGUUUCCUUUUUUUUUGACACAGUGUCACACACUGUUGCUGAGGCUGGUCUUGAACUAUGUAUCCCAAGCUUGCUUUGAACUUGUAGUGACCCUCUUGCUUCAUCCUUCUGAGUGCUAGGGUUACAAGUGUGCACACAAUACCCAGCUUCACCCAGGAAUUUCCAUUUUGCUUAGCAUGAGCUGAUCAUGCCUUGGGGCUUGGAUUCUUAGGGGUAUUACCUAGAGAAGUUCCUUAGAAAUAGGUAACUAAAAUUUAGACUAUAAGGGUUCUGAGGAGGGAAUGAGAAUGCAUGGAUUAUAGAGGAUAUGAGUGCUUACUUUAAUAUAUUUAGGCAUAAAGAAGCACUAUUUUCAAGAAAAAAUUUCUUCCCUGGUCUGCUGUUGUCUUUAUUUCCUGUGAUAUGUUCCCUAAUAUGAGAGACUUGGGGGUAUGCUAUUCUGGCUAAGUAUUUUUCACCUCAAGUUUGCAAGACGGUGUUUAGUGUGGCAAGCUUUUUAGCUUCUCUUUGAUUUUUAAGAUUUGGUUCACAUGUCUUUGUGGUAUUUUUUGCUAAGUCCUAAAUUCUCAUCCUGUGAAUUAUGAUCCUAGAAAGAUAAUAAAAAAUAUGUUGAGUUUAACCGAAGACCAGAGAAUAGAGGUAUAUCCUCUGGAGAAAAGAAGGAAAACUCAAAAUGACUUCUGAUAGAACUUUUGGUAAAAUUCCAUUCACUCAAGAUUACCCAGAAGACUUUAAGAAUAAAGCCCCUAUAGUGUAGCACACUUGGCAGUGACAGAGUGUCUGGUGGAACAGUUGUUGGUGUCUGGAAAACAGUCCCACCCCUGCAUCAUCUCCUCCCAGCCCAUCAGUGCACAGAGAAGUGGCAAGGGUUCCCCAUACACUAGCUUUUGGAGGCAGCUUGAAAUUGUGGAAAAUGCCAGUUUAACAGUGGGAUCUAUGUAGACUUUCCCAAUGUGAUAGGUAAGAUUGAUAUUGGUGCUUAGUAUCAGUGGAUGAUUUUCACUGGACUCUUUGGAUCUUUCUCUGAAGGCAAGGAAUGAAGAUUAUACAAAUGACUAUGAAGUCAAAUGGGCUAAAAAUAGGGCUCUGAAGUUUUUAAUAUUUGGAAAUGAUUUUUAUUCCUAUGGAAUUUCUUCCAUAAAUGUUGAAAAUACUUCAUUGAAAAUGUGAAGUUUGUAAAAUUGAAAAAACAUAUUUGGAAAUGUCCAGUGUGUGUGUGUGUGUGUGUGUGUGUGUGUGUGUGUUUCUAGCUACCUUGCCAGGUUGAUUAUCAACAUGUGUGCCACAAAUGUAUCUACUCCUGGGUAGUGAUUUAUGCUUGCCAAAUGUUUUGAAAUAAAUAGAUUUGCUAAUAAAAUUGCUAAUUUC